GCGAUGACGUAGGCGUCGGUCACGCGCUGCCGUGGUGUUUACGCCUGUCGGUAGAGAGUGGCGCGAGCCAUGAUGCGCGGCAAGACCGUGAUCGUGACCGGGGCGAACAGCGGCAUCGGGAGGGCGACGGCGGCGGAGCUGCUGCGGCGGGAGGCGCGCGUGAUCAUGGCGUGCAGGAGCCGCGAGAGGGGCGAGAGCGCGGCGCAGGAGAUCCUCCAGCAGGCCGGCACCGGACACGGAGAGCUGCUGGUCAGGCUGCUGGACCUGGCGUGUUUGAGCUCCGUGCGCAGCUUCUGCGAGCAGAUUAACAAGGAGGAGCCGAGACUGGACGUGCUGAUCAACAACGCCGGGGUCUACCAGUGUCCCUACUCUAGAACCGAGGACGGCUUCGAGAUGCAGUUCGGUGUGAACCACCUGGGCCACUUCCUCCUCACACACCUGCUCCUGGACUUGCUGAAGCGCUCGGCUCCCAGCCGCGUCGUGGUCGUCUCCUCCAAACUCUACAAGCGAGGCGAGAUCGACUUCGACGACCUGAACAGCGAGCGCAGCUACGACGGGGCGGCGGCCUACAGCCGGAGCAAACUGGCCAACCUGCUGUUCACGCUGGAGCUCGGUCGGCGGCUGGAGGACACGGGGGUGACGGCGAACGCCCUGACGCCGGGCAUCGUCAGGACCAACCUGGGACGCCACGUCCACAUCCCCCUACUGGCCAAGCCGCUGGUCAGCCUGGCCUCGUGGGCGCUGCUCAGAUCGCCCGAGGAGGGAGCGAGGACUUCGGUGUAUCUGGCCUGCUCCCCAGACGUGGAAGGUGUUCAGGGGAAAUGUUUCGCUGACUGCCAGGAGAUGAAGCUGCUCCCUAAAGCCACGGAUGAGGAUGUGGCUAAAAAACUGUGGGACAUCAGCGAGGUCAUGGUGGGCAUCACGACCUAGAGCCGAAAUCACACGGUCACCAGACCCAGAAACCUCACGACAUUUCCUUUACCAUCAUCUGGAAUAGAACACAUGUGCGCAAAAAUAAAAAUAUGCAUAAAAAUCUAAAAAGUAUUAACAGAACAAAUGUAAAAUGUUCCCCUUCCCUAAACCAUGAGCUGAAAAAAAUGAAAGGAAUAAUUACAAUAACGGUUGAUGCACUAAAGCUGUUUUUUUUUUCCUGAAAUAAAAUUAGAGCCAAAAUUCUCUUCAGCCAAAAAAAGACACAUCAACUGUGUUUAAAAUCUGAUUACAAAUGAUUCAUCACUGGACUGACCGCCAAACAGCUGAUGUUAAACAGUUUCAGGAGAAUUCAUGUGAACAAUUCUUCCUUCCUUAAUCCAGAGAAUGUGCCAAAAAAAAAGGAGAAAAUAAUAAACAUUAAAGUGGUUUGUUUUUUUCCUGGACACUGAAUGUGGAUUUUCUGCAUGUAGUAACACUGUGAAGGAGUCAGACUUCAGUAUUAUAAAUAAACUCUACAGCUUCCUGGUCA
Messenger RNA from Hemibagrus wyckioides, 1462 nucleotides. RefSeq names its product retinol dehydrogenase 14a (gene rdh14a). The transcript has 2 exons. NCBI's taxonomy places the organism in Eukaryota, Metazoa, Chordata, Actinopteri, Siluriformes, Bagridae. The record is from RefSeq and is a predicted model, not a curated record. Bases 70 to 930 code for a protein of 286 amino acids.